Linum tenue is the source of this 2041-nucleotide messenger RNA. Lineage: Eukaryota; Viridiplantae; Streptophyta; Magnoliopsida; Malpighiales; Linaceae. The record is from the annotation of a GenBank genome assembly.
UCUUCUUCUUCUUCUUCUUCUUCUUCUUCCUCGUGGCUAAUCUGCAGUUCAAAAAUCGACCGUGCUUUCUGCUAAUUCGUUGAAGAUGGGGGAAGUCCUUAGCCCUAAUCCGGUGCAAAAGCAUAGGCUACCAAGUAUUCAAUCCCCAACUAGCCCGUUCUUUCUCGGAUCCAACAAUGACCAGCUCUAGCGAGCUCAGCCUUACGCUAAACAGGCCGCCGCCGUCCGUCGCUUGUCCGUCUCCCUCAAUGCUACUCAGCCUCAUCCCUCCGACAAAUCCACCAACCCCUCCUCCUUCUACCUCGUCAAGGAGCAGAUCUUCGAUCUCUUCCACAACUACAUCAAACUCGCCAGCGAAAAUAAAAUCAAUCAGAAGAAUACAUGGGAUUUGAGCUUGAUAGAUCACUUGUACGACAUUAUAAAGGUGGAAGAAGAAGAAGAUUCGGAGACCAAUUUUCAGAAGGCCAGUUGCACCCUGGAAGCUGGAGUGAAAAUCUACUCUAUGAGAGUGGAUUCAGUGCAUUCCGAGGCAUACAGGGUCCUUGGUGGGAUUCAUCAAGUGGGUCAAGAAAAUGAACAAGAUUAGGGUCAAUUGCCAACUGAACUUGGAGAAAUAUUAAGUUGUAAAUUGAAAUUCGCUUAUUCACAUCUCUAUGCCAUAUUGGGAGGAAUCAUUUCUGUGAAGAAUACCUUUCAAGUGAUAUUGUUGCACAAACAUUAAGUUAAGUCGGAACUAUGCAUAGAGUUGUGGUUGAUGCCUCUUUAAGCUUGUUGGUAUAUCUAUUAUCACUGUCAUGACAGAUGCUGUUUCUGGAGAUGGCAGUUCCGAGGUUGGACAAAAGACUGGUCAUGGGAAGAAGGAGACAGAGAAAAAGAUAUCGCCCUUGUCAACGCUGGAAUCAUCUUUCGAGGCUCUUAACGUGAAGAAGUUUGAUGCUGCAUUUGCUGUUGAUCCCAUCUAUCACCAGACAUCUGCGCAGUUUGAUGAAGGUGGAGUUAUGGAUCUUUUACUGAAUAACCUUGGAUUAUACGGUGGAUGUCGAGUGCUAUUCGAUUCAAAAGAAGUACCAGGAAAAUGUGUGUCAUUUGAGAACCAGUGUGGCAGGGAUCAGUUGAUUGACCUUUCCUUUGCUAAAGGGAUGGAGGAUAAUCCCAAUGCAGAAGAAGGGCCACAAGUAACAGCCAAGAAACCAAAUACCAAGAAGCAAGUAGAACCUGGUAUUGUUUUCACAAAAGCCUUGGACGAAGAACUACUGGAUGUAUUUGCUCAUCCAAAAAAUCCCAAGUCACUGCUGCUACCAGCAAACCGGGCACCCUCUAUCACAAAGUUACCUGAGGAUUUCCACUAUCAACCAAAGGAUCUUGUUAAGUUGUUUCUUUUACCCAAUGUCAUGUUUAUUCGAAAGAGAGGGAGAAGUUCCAGAGAAGAGCCAGGGCAGCAGUCUGACGACUAUGAAGCACAUCCAUCAUGGGAUGGUGGUGGUGGUGAAUUUGGUGUUGCUAAAAUUGAAGACAAAUAUGAUAAGAGGUCAAAGCAAGUCGAUGUUCAAAGGUUGAAGGAAACACUUUGGCAUCAUAUACAAGAAUCUUCCCAAUCAUCUCUACAAAUAGCUAUACUAACUCUCUUACUUUAUGCACUUACCUUAGAAGAACCCAUCCAUGAGAUUUAGUAACUAUAACAUUUGCCUCCUAUUAGUUUAUUUUCAUCUCACGACCAUCCACUUCUCAAGUGAGUUAAACUAGUUGCAUGGACAUAGAAAUUUUCGUACUUAAUAUAUGCUUAUUGCAUUUGGCCAACGAGCAUGGGCUGAGCAUCCAUGGCAACACCUCCUUAGACGAUCUCAGCAUCCAUCUCCCCCAACAGAAAUAGAUUAGAGAGUUCCAUAGACCAACAAUGAUCUUUGUUUGUACUGCUUAAAAUAAAUUCAUGUAUGGAAGUUUGGUUUAGGAAAAUGCUUGUGUGGUUGUAAUGUAGUGCUUUCCUAUCAUAGUUUUGGCAAAGCUAGUGUUCAUAAAUUGUUGGUGUAGUUUUAGAGAAAGG